UGGAUGUACAACUUCCACAGCGACAAAAGUGGUUUCUAUAAAUAGCACAAGAAACUCUUUUAACAUAAUGGAAAGCCACUACACUUGUAGGGCAACAGCGGUUUCCCAUUACUCUCUCCAAUAAAAAGGUUUAGAAAAUCAGAAGUCACGAGAUGGUCAGAGCAUAUUCACAAGAGCACACAUAUAAACACCCAUGGGAACGAGUCACUUCAGCAUCGUGGCGUAAGUUUGCUGAUCCCGAGAACAAGCGCACUCUAUCACAUAUUCUUGAGGUUGACACAUUGAACCACAAGCUCGAUGCCAGCUCAGGGAAGCUUUAUACUACUCGUGCCAUAACUAUCCAUGCACCAGGACCAUGGUUCAUCCGUAAAAUCAUUGGUCAAGACAUCUGCCACUGUGUAGAAUCAACUGUUGUUGAUGCCCAUUCUCGGUCAAUGCAACUUUCCACUCGAAACAUUAGUCUUGAGAAGUACAUAGAAGUGGAGGAGAAAAUUAGAUAUGACCCUCAUCCAGAUAAUCCAAAUUUAUGGACUGUCUGCAAGCAGGAAACGAGUAUUAGGAUUAAGCCCUUGUCAGCACUGGCUUCAAUGGCGGAGAAAAUAGAGCAGAAGUGUGUGGACAAGUUUCAGGCAAACAGUGCCAAGGGAAGAGAAGUAAUGGAACGGAUGUGCAAGUACCUUGAAGCUGAAUCUUCCAGAGGCAUUUCAGCAUGAUUUAGCAAUCUAACUUUGCAUUAGGUUUCAUUAGCGCUUGUAUCCGACCCCUCCUUUGAAGGUGAGCAGUGGGUUUUCGAUGAACACUUCUGGCUAUGAGUCAAAUGCAUGAGAGAAGUGAUGUUUUCCUGAAUUUGCAUUAUGAGAUUGUUAGAUGGGAAUUUUACUUUUAGGUACUUUACACAAGUUCUAACUCCAAGCAUCACAACUUCGUUAUA
This is a messenger RNA of Lycium ferocissimum, 931 nucleotides long. RefSeq lists its product as uncharacterized. NCBI's taxonomy places the organism in Eukaryota, Viridiplantae, Streptophyta, Magnoliopsida, Solanales, Solanaceae. Gene Ontology annotation, biological process: phospholipid transport. Gene Ontology annotation, cellular component: mitochondrial intermembrane space. The transcript has 2 exons. The record is from RefSeq and is a predicted model, not a curated record. The coding region runs from base 153 to 713 and encodes 186 amino acids. Gene Ontology annotation, molecular function: phosphatidic acid transfer activity.